Molecule: messenger RNA, 3523 nt
Organism: Capra hircus (goat)
Lineage: Eukaryota; Metazoa; Chordata; Mammalia; Artiodactyla; Bovidae
Gene: CX3CL1
Product: C-X3-C motif chemokine ligand 1
Exons: 3
Coding region: 142-1548 (468 amino acids)
Biological process (GO): chemokine-mediated signaling pathway; lymphocyte chemotaxis; cellular response to interleukin-1
Cellular component (GO): extracellular region
Molecular function (GO): chemokine activity; CCR chemokine receptor binding
Source: RefSeq, a predicted model, not a curated record
GGGGGCUGGAGGCGGAGGCGGAGGCAGAGGAGCCCCAUUAUAAAUCGCAGCAGAGCUCAGGCGGCCAGGGGACAAGCACUGAGCUUCGACAAGGGCCCCUGCCGCCUGCCUGGUGCCCCUGGACCCCCACCCGCCCCAGCCAUGGGUCUUCCGCCUCUCUCGUGGCUGUCCUGCUUGGCUGUCCUCUGCCAUUUGGUUGUGCUGCUAGCCGGACAGCAACACGGUGUGAACAAGUGUAACUUCUCCUGCAACAAAAUGACCCAGAAGAUUCCCGUGUCUCGUCUAGUCGGCUACCAACGAAAUCGGGAGUCCUGCAAUGAUGGAGCUGUCAUCCUGAAGACUGUGAAGGGUAAAUCAUUCUGUGCUGACCCAAAGGAGGAAUGGGUCCAGAAAGCCAUGAAGCAACUAGACCAGAAGGCUGCUGUGACUCAAAAGAGCGGCACAUUCGAGAGGCAAAUCGGUGAGGGUGAGCCCAGGACCCCCCUGGGCGCCAGAGAGAUGUACUGGUCUGCUGCCUCAGAGGUGAACUUCACAGGCGAAAGCAGUGGUCUAGGGGCAGAGAGUGCCUUGGGGACUUCUCCAGGAGUGGCUGGUUCCAUGGGGACCAGGUCCUCCUCCACUUCAAAAGCUCCAGAUGGAGGGACUCAGAAAACUGAGCUUAUCAACAAGGCUGCCAUCACCACCACCACGUCUUGGCAGAGUUCUGCUGCCGACCAACCUGAGGCAGGCCUCUGGACUGAGGGGAAAGCCUCUGAGGCCGCCUCCACCCUGGUCCCCUCCACCCAGACCCUCCCCACCCCAGUCCCCUCCACCCAGGCCCCCUCCACCCAGACCCUCCCCACCCCGGUCCCCUCCACCCAGACCCUCCCCACCCUGGUCCCCUCCACCCAGGCCCCCUCCACCCAGGCCCCCUCCACCCAGACCCUCCCCACCAAGACCCUCCCCACCCAGACCCUCUCCACCCCGGUCUCCUCCACCCAGGCCCUCCCCUCCCUGGUCCCCUCCACCCCGGUCCCCUCCACCCAGGCCCUGACUCUUUCCCACGCUGUCUUAAAGGACAGCAGUGGGCCUGGAAGCCUAACUGUGGGAAUCAAGGUACAGGACUCAUCAAAGAACUCUCUAGGGUCCAAAGAAACAAGUCCCUCUUCAGCUCACACAGAGGCCUUCCUGGGGUUGGCCACUGUGUCCAGAGUCUUUGAGGUCACUAUAGCCUCUGAAGGGACCCCCAGCAUGGAUGCACUGGCCUCGGGCAGCUGGGCCCCCGAGACUGAGGAGCUCCCCAAGGCCAAGGAGCCCGUUCUCACCACCGCAGGCCCCCAGAGUCUGGGCAUCCUUAUGACGUCCGUGCCUGACUCCCAGGUGGCCACGCGAAGGCAGGCCGUAGGGCUGUUGGCCUUCCUCGGUCUCCUCUUCUGCCUGGGGGUGGGCAUGUUUGCCUACCAGAGACUGCAGAGCUGCCCCCGCAAGAUGGUGGGGGAUGUGGUGGAAGGGAUCUGCUAUGUCCCCCGGAGCUGUGGCAGUAACUCAUAUGUCCUGGUGCCAGUGUGAGAUCCCCUCCUGCCUGCGUCCGUCCAGUCAUUCAACUCAGCGGCCCGGGGUCCCCCAUCCUCACACUUUCCCUCACCCAAGAGCCUGGCCCAAGCUGGGAUGGUUGAAGCAAGGAGGAGAGGCCAUCUGGGUGGGUCUGCUCCCAGCGCCUGGAGGCCACCCUUGACCAUUCAUGACCUACUGUGGACAGAGCAGGUGGCCUCCCCAGCUCACUCCAAUGUCCCAAGACAAAAAAACGCCCCUCUGCUGUUGGCUGGUUAGAGGGUCCGUUAGAUACCAUGCCAGCCUCUGUGAACAAGUAUUUCCUGAAUGCCCGGCCCCUUUAACCCACUUCCCCUGUGUUACCGCGGGCAUCCCAUUUCGCAAACGAGCCUUGGUCAGGCCUCCCCUGCCCACUGCCCCAGACCUCGUCGCGUCUCUUGGUCCCGCUGCGGUCGCCAGCCACCCCGGCCACCUGCGGUGCUAGUUUUCCAUGGGCCCUGUACAGACCCCAUGCCCCAGGCGGGGACCUGUCUUUUCUUGCAUGAAGUUAGUGUGGUGUUUCCUGGGACUGCUCCCAGCGAAGGUUCUGCCCUUGGGCAGGUAUUUUGGGAAUGAGAGAUGAAGUAAUCUGCUGGCUUGGAUUCCACCCCCACCCCCCACCUCCGCACCUGUGAAGGAACAUUGACUAUGAAUGUGAAGGCUGGGAGUUUAGUCCCAGGCCCUCACCCAUCCAUCAAGACAUUCAUCCCCCUGGUGUCUCAUCUGUGAAAGGGAAGAGGGAUGGUAGAUAUGUGGCAAUAACGGCUAUCCCUGUCAGGUAUCACUAGUUGAUCCAGAGACCCCUUUCUGCAGACCCUGGAUACAGCUUCUCAACCUUCAGCAGUAGAGAUGCUCUCAACCAUCGAUGAGACAGGCACAUCCAUGGAUGCUGUGACCAGGAGGUCCUGCCCCCACCCUACCCCUCCACAACUUGUGACAGCCUACCAGGUCACAAGUGACAGGCUGUAGGAGGAGCAGAGGCCUGCAGGCUCCCAGAAAGGAGCCAGGGAGCAGCCGCAGGCAGUAGCCAUGCCCUUUCCUCCGCUUCUUCCUGAAGGACCCGAGUCCAGCAUUUUCUCUUUCUUUUCUGUGGCCUGGUUUCCUCUUCCACCUCUCACUCCUUGAAAACACUGUCCUCUGCACUCUGAGUUCUUCCUGCCUCCCCUUCGCCCCCACCACAGGCAGAGCCAGGAAUUUCCAUAAGAUCAGAGUCCACCAUGGAAACCUGAGGUUCCCGUGUUUACUUCUGAAAGGGACUCUGUCCUGUGGGGAGAGAUGGGCAGGGGAGGGGAAGUUGUGGGCAUGACGUCAGAGGUUCCCUUUUAGGCACUGGAGGCUUGGGCAGGACUGGGUGGGGCUGAAGGCUCUCUGGACUGGCCAGCACCCCGCCAUCAGAGCUGGACCUGCAAGUCCCACCCUUCAGGGUCUCUGGUGGCAGCUCCCCACCUCCCUCUGAUGGUCUCUGAAAGUGUUCUUUGCACUCCACUAGAGGAGCCUCCCACGGGCCAGGCUCUUCCAUGUACAAAUGGUAUGCUCCUUUGCAGAUAGAUGCUGAGAGAGUGCACAGGCGGCUCUGGUCCAGAGAGAGGGAAGCCAGCUUUCCCUGUCUGCCUGGCCCUCCUCGAUGCCCGUGAGGGUCUGGCUCGGGUUGGGGGCACUCUGACCUCAGAGAGGAGGACAGCAGAUCUGAAUGCACUUUUUGGGUUCUUCUUGAUGGGGAACCUUCAAGGGAUGGGGCUCCUGUGAUGGGGCUCCCACCUGUGAUAAUGCGGCUGGGGACAACGGUCCCCCUUCCACAGACUUUGUGAGGUCCUCUGGAGAAGGACAGGGAUAAAGACAAUUUGGGGAGGGCUUUGGAAGGAGUUGGUUGAUCAUUUUGCUUUUCCAACCCUAUCGCCAAUGUCUGUGCCAUUUUAUAUUUUACUAAUAAAAUUGAAAAGUUUUGUGGGUCCAA